UACCCCCCCUUGCCAAAAACCCAGCCCUGUUGCUGCUUCCGCCGCUUUCGUGCUGGUUCGAUGUUCAUCGGAGGGGUGCAUCAUUAAGCUUUUGGAACAGCCUCAUAUUUUGCGAUUUUUCAUUCCACCGCUCCUUCUUCCAUUUUUCUUCACACCAAUUUGGAGAACGGAAAAUACCCCCAAGUGUUUGCUCACGCCUACCUUUAAUCACCUACAUUAACAUUCGUCUGUGUAUUCUAGCACUUUGUUGCUAUCCUCCCCUCUCCCUCUCUCCCACCUUAAACAACUACCCGCCACCGAAAAAUAUCCCACUUCCGCCAACAUCAUGGCACAAGUCACCCCCGAAGUUCUAUGGGCUCAGCGCUCCUCUAACACCGACCCCGAAAAGAACUUCAUCUACCUCACCAUCUCGGUUCCCGAUGUUCCUAAGGAGAACCUGAAGCUUGACCUUCAGCCUACGACCCUUACUUUCACCGGUCAUUCCGACACUCUCAAGAGAACGUACCACCUAGACCUUACUUUCUACGCUGAGAUCGACCCCGCGGAGAGCAAGACCCAUCACACUGCCCGCAAUGUCGAGCUGAAGCUUCGCAAGAAGGACCUCAACGAAGAAUACUGGCCGCGACUCCUUAAGGAGUCCAAGAAGGUUCAGUUCCUCAAGACUGACUUCGACAAGUGGGUCGAUGAGGAUGAGCAGAACGAAGCGCCUGAGGAUGACUUCUCCCAAUUCGGUGGCAUGGGUGGCAUGCCAGGCAUGGGAGGUAUGGGUGGUGGCGACUUUAGCGGCAUUGACUUCUCCAAGCUUGGCGGUGGUGAUCUCCCUACUGGCGGCGAGGAGGAGGAAGAUGACUCCGACGAUGACGACAUGCCCGCUCUUGAAGGCGAAGAAGAUGGCAAGGACAAGGAACCAGCUAAGGCGUAAACACGGUCUCUAUGUGCUGUAAAAGCAUCAACCCUUCCUCAGCUACCUCGUGCAAGGUCCAUUCGUCUGUCCUACUAGGUCUCGAAUACGCCUUCAGACGCAUGGAGGAGAAUUAGCAAGUGGUAAUGCUGCUCAGAGAUGUUUCGGAAGCUGGCGAAC
Molecule: messenger RNA, 1081 nt
Organism: Hypoxylon trugodes
Lineage: Eukaryota; Fungi; Ascomycota; Sordariomycetes; Xylariales; Hypoxylaceae
Product: HSP20-like chaperone
Exons: 4
Coding region: 326-922 (198 amino acids)
Biological process (GO): chaperone-mediated protein complex assembly; protein folding
Cellular component (GO): cytosol; nucleus
Molecular function (GO): protein-folding chaperone binding; Hsp90 protein binding
Source: RefSeq, a predicted model, not a curated record